Leopardus geoffroyi (Geoffroy's cat) is the source of this 2250-nucleotide messenger RNA. RefSeq names its product minichromosome maintenance domain containing 2 (gene MCMDC2). Gene Ontology annotation, biological process: double-strand break repair via break-induced replication. The record is from RefSeq and is a predicted model, not a curated record. Bases 205 to 2250 code for a protein of 681 amino acids. Gene Ontology annotation, molecular function: DNA binding; ATP binding; single-stranded DNA helicase activity. Lineage: Eukaryota; Metazoa; Chordata; Mammalia; Carnivora; Felidae. The transcript is spliced from 14 exons.
UUUAAGUUGGGAGUUUUACCUUACUUCAUUUCACUCUCAAUUUUAAGUAUAACAGUGUGUAAGAUUUUAUUAGAGAUCGUGAGGUGUAAAUUCUGAUUUAUUUUAUCUCUAGGUAUUCUCAUCUUUUCUGUGUGUUUCACCAUCGGUACUCUUUACCAGCAGUUGUUUAAUCAAUUUGUAAUAGAGAAGACUCAGUAGGAGAAAAUGUCAAAUCUAAAAAUGAAAGAGGCCGCCCUUAUCUAUCUUGACAGAAGUGGAGGCCUCCAAAAGUUUAUAGAUGAUUGCAAGUUCUACAAUGAUUCAAAACAAAGUUAUGCAGUCUAUCGAUUCAGUAUUUUAAUAAAUCCCUCUGAUAUUGUUGAAUUGGAUGCUGAACUUGGAAAUUACAUUUUACACCAGCCACUAAAAGCUGCUCAAGUUUUUCAAUCUGUCUGUUUUAUUGCUGUUAAGACUCUUUCACUAAUUGGACAAUUACAGACUGAAGCUCAAAUUAAUAUAGUGCUGAAGUUAACACAUUUACCUCCUCUGCGAAGUUAUAGUCUUGAUCUUUGUGAAUUUCCACUUGAUUAUGCAUCUCAAAGAUUUUAUAUGAUGCAAGGUAUUGUGAUUGCAAUGACAACUGUAACCAAGUACACACAAGGUGCAAGAUUUCUUUGUUCAGAUGAAGCAUGCCCUCUGUCGAAAGGAUUUGAGUAUAUAAGAGUGCAUGUGCCUGGUGCUACUGAAUCUGCAACAGUAAGAAAUGACUUUUUGUGUAAUCUGUGUUCAUCUUCACUUCAAGAAGACAGAAAAUUUAGAGUACUUGGUGAUAAACAGAUAGUUGAAAUAAUCACAGCAAAGGCACUUCAUGCUUUUCAAGGAUAUUCCAAUAACCAGCCAUUUAGGUUUCAAUCUCUUACAAUUUUUCUAAGGGAUGAAUCUGUGAGUAAAAUGAAUAUAGGAAAUGAGUAUAAAAUUAUUGGAAUUCCAACCUGUGUAAGAACUUCACAAACUGCUGUCUGUAUAGAGGCAAACAGUAUCAUUUCUUGUAAUCCAGAAGUUCCUUCAGGAAUAAGCGACAAUUUUAGGUAUCUCCUCUCUUUGACUUCCAGCUCAUGCUGGAAAUUUACUGCGAUACUUGCCAAUAUCUUUGCAUCACAAAUUGUUCCUCCUGGGACUUACAAUUUGCUCAAGCUAUGUUUGCUGAUGAGUCUAGUACAGACAAGUGACCGUAACAAGGAACUGAAAGAUUGCCUGGAUAUUUUAAUCAUGACAAGUGAUACUCUACUUGUAGACAGGCUUUUGAAUUUUAGUAUAAAACUUGUGCCUCGUGGCAUACGUCAUCCAGUCUCUACUGAAAUUUUUCCUACUCUAUCCAGGAAUAAGUAUGGAACUGGAGCAGUUAGUAUUCAAGCUGGCAGUGCUUUGCUAGCUAAAGGUGGUAUCUGCUUUAUAGGAGACUUGGCUUCACACAAAAAAGAUAAACUAGAACAGCUUCAAUCAGUUGUGGAAAGCAGAAGCAUCACAGUAUACAUCCCAGGAAAGAAGUUUGGGGAUGAUAUUAAUCAACAAAUGACUUUUCCAGUUCAGUGCAGUUUUUGGUCUUUUGUUGAUAUGGAUUCAUCUUCAAGGAGAAAUAUGCAGAAAACCAACACUCUCAUUGGUCGGAUGGAUUGCAGUUUGAUUCCAGCUAAUCUUGUAGAGGCGUUUGGAUUAUUGAUUAACUGCAAUGAAUCAUCUUCUUGCUACCCACUUAUUUCUACUGUGCAACACACUUUAAAGAAAGCCAUCGAUCCUGAAGAGCUCCUUUAUGUAGCUUCUAAGAAGUUCACAACUGAAGAUUUUGAAAAGCUGCUGGCUUUUGCAAAGAAUUUGAAUGUGGAAUUCAGUUUGGAGGCAGAAAGAAUGAUCCAUGGCUAUUAUCUAGCAAGUCGCAGAAUCAGAACAGAUUCUAUAAGUGGAUCAAAAUUGUCAGCAUCUGCAUUAAAAUAUUUAGUUUCCCUAGCUGAAGCGCAUGCUCGACUGAACUUAAGGAAUAAAGUGCUUAAAGAAGAUGUACUAAUUGCAGCCUUAUUGUUUGAAACAUCUCUCACACUGAAAUAUGGGGCCACUGCAUUUUGUGUUGCUCCAAAUGCAGUAUUUCCAUUUGAAUUGUAUAAUGAAGAGUAUUUGGAGCAAAGGGAUAUCUAUUUGAAUCAAUGCCAACAGCAGCUCCAACAGUUUAUUGCCACAUAUGGACCUGGGACAGCUAUUUUCACUAGUGAUGAAUAG